Messenger RNA from Pocillopora meandrina, 9711 nucleotides. The record is from the annotation of a GenBank genome assembly. NCBI's taxonomy places the organism in Eukaryota, Metazoa, Cnidaria, Anthozoa, Scleractinia, Pocilloporidae.
AUGAGACGUUUAAAAGGACUUCAAGAGCUGGACUUAAGAAAUAACCAACUGAAGGGACUUGAUGUGGUUAGAGAACUGCCUAAACUUAAAAAACUAUUGGUUGAAGGAAAUCCGUUCACACUAGAGGAGAUCAGAAGUCUUAUGAAGCAUGUGCAUACGACUACAAGAACGAUCUACGUAGACAUCGCAGGUAGUGUUACAUAUAAGUAUGGCAAUAAAUCUUUUGCAUACUCAAGCACAACGUUAUCUUGGUGUAGGGAUUGUGUGUCUUUAGCGCUGUGGUGAUUUUUAUCUCAAUUUAGAGUUUUUGAAGGAAUUUCUCUGUAAAGAUUAGAGCUUCAAGUAGGUCAAGCCUGUCUUUCCGUUGUCGCGUAGAGAUCCAAAUUGGCGUAUACGGUCGACUCCCGUUAUUGCACACGCCUUGGGGGGAAGGGAGGGGGGAGAGGGAGAUUUCGCGCCCGUAAGAGCGAGAGAACGUAAUAGCGGGGUACGAGAGAAAAAAUUGUUUUGUCGCGAAACAAAUGAAAUAAUAUGUAACUACGCAAGAAUAAAGUUUCUUACGUGGCCUUACGAACCAGAAAAAGAUCUGGCCGCGAGCAGGAAAAUCUCGUGUUUGCAUCCAAUUGAAGAGUCGUUUCUUUGUUUUCCUUCAUUGUAAUGUCGCUUUAUAUAAUGAGUCAGAAUUUUGGACAGUGUCCGUUCUGGCUGGAGAAAAAACAGGUGAAAUGUUGCACUGGGGGGCAUGAAAGUGUCCACAUUUCCGUAAUAGCGAGAGUGCGUAAUAACGAGAGUACAUUUCAGUCAAUUCUUCAUGCGUUUCGCGGGGGGCCUGGUGCUGGGGGUGUCCGUAAUGGUGAGGUGUCCGUACAAAGAGAGUCGAUUGUCCACUUAGAAAUGUAACCUUCACCUACUCUUUUAAUUAUUAUGAUCACCGAUUGAUGCUAAUUUGUAUCGUUGCAAGCUUCGUCUGAUAAUCCCUUUGUUAUUUCAAGAGAGUUUGUGGGAGUGUUUAAUUCAAAUUUGCCAUGCAAUCGUUCUGGCUCUAGAGUCUCUGGGUCUGCACUUGAAGCAGGAUUAACCGUUGGAAGCAGGCUGGUUUUUUUGUUGAAUACAGUGUUCGUGUACUGUAAAACUUUAAAAACCUUUUUGCAGGCAUUUCAAGCCAAAAAUGGUACAAUAGAACCUGGCUUGAAGGCUGAUUAUGCAAGAAAGAUGGAAAAUCCCAUCCUUAUUUUACAACAAGAAAAUGUUGAGGAAGUUUUAUGUGACAGAUUUAACUAAAAUUUUGAAAAAGUAAUUUUCUCUUCUAUCAAGAACCUUUAAUCUUGUGGCGGUUGAUGUGACUUUCAUGGAAGUUUUCUUCAGUAAUGUGCUCCUCGUGUUUCACGUAUCACUUUUCACAAGGUCGUGAUGUAUUGUAGAAAUUUUUCUCACUUUGCUGUUCUACAAUAGGCAAUUAGUACAAUAUUAAAUUUACCUUUUCUCUCACUUGCAGCUGUAGCUCCUUCCGAAAUUUUGGCGCAAGGACCUUCCGCAAGGCUGGUUUAUGAAGAGGCCCUUAAAGAUGGAUUUGUGAAUGUUUAUCGUGGUCGCAUAGUAUUGGUUGGCCAGGAUCGUGCCGGUAAAACAAGCUUAAAAAAGACUCUCCUAGGCCUCCCAUUUGACUACCAGGAACAGAGUACGGACGGAGUCGAAAUUGAGCCGUCAAAGUUUGAAAUUGAAGUGAAGCAAAUCCAGAACUGGACUCCUAGUUGUGCGAACGAGUCAAGUUUGUCUGAAAGUUUGGAAUAUACAACAUUUGUAGCAAAAUUGUUAGCGAGAGAAAGAUAUCACAUGAUUGUUCGUGAUGAGAUGGAAGACUCGGAAAUGAAAUCAGUGGGGGCAUUACCCAAGGAAGAACGUAGCGUGGAGUCAAGAGGGGAAUUGCACGCAAAACAUGUUGUUGCCGAUCAGGUCUGUUAACAAAGUUUUAACUGUGAAACCCGAUUUGUUAUGAAUGAUCUCAAACAGAUUUACACAUUAAAUACUCAUUUCAGUGUUUUAACAUAAUGAAAUAGAUAUCGACAUCGGCUGUGUGAAUGAGAAUGCAUCAACAAUGUAAUUUCUAUCGGAAUUUGGUAUCCACAGUAUUGAUAUUUCGCCUUAUUUCAAAAUGUUAGGUUUCCGUGUACGAGGAUUUGGCCACUAAGUGUCCCGACAAAUCCAGGCCAUUAGGCGAAAAUCGCGAAGGAGAUAAUCUAAGCACAAAGCCCAAAAUUGCUAUCAAUGCCACCGCACUUCCUAAUGCACGUGCCGUUAAAAUACAUGCUGAUGAACUCUUAAAGGACAUGGUCCUGGAAGGUGUGGAUGCUGAUAGUGCAAACAUCAAGAAAGGAUCCACGAUAACCGCAGAUGUGUGGGAUUUUGCGGGUCAACAUGUGUACUAUGCUGCUCACCCGGUAUUUCUUUCGUCAAGAGCUGUGUACAUCGUAGUUCACAACCUUAACAAGCCACUGGAUGCCCAAGCUCAGCCAUGUGUAAGACAGGGAACUCAUGAAGUAACUUUGGAGAACCCGAACAAGGAGACCAAUCUGGAGAAUUUGCUGUCGUGGCUCGCGACAGUUCAUAAUAUGACACCAACAGGAGAAGAAAUGGUUGAAACGCCUAACGUGCUGUCCUAUCUCCAACCUCCAGUGUUCAUCGUCGGCACCCAUGCUGACAAGCCAUAUGAAGAUAGGAAGGAUGUUUCAUCCAAGAUACUUCGUGAGAUUUCCAGUAAGGAAUAUGGAAAACAUGUGAUCCGACCAUUCUUCUACAUUGAUAACACUCAAGGACACAAAUCAUUCGCAUGGAAAUUCCGGAAUUUCUUUAAAUUUCAAAGAAAUUGUCAAACAGGUAAAUUAUGUGUUUGGGUUCAACAUGAUGAUUAAUGACGUGUUUAUCGGUUAAUGAGGUUGGGUUUAAUUUUAUUUCUAUCGAGGACAGACAAAAUCAUCGUUAGAUAAAGUUGAUUGGAUUCACUGGAGAUUUUACCGGUUGCUUUUCCACGUCUAAUUUCUAGCAUCCUUUUGUCCCUAUCUUGGUACUUAUCUACUUUUGAUGUUGGCACCUUGUUGGUGCUCCCGUUAUUCCUGGAAUUUUUUUUUGCAUGUAUUUUCUCUUUUUUUUCCUUUUUUCUUGUGUUAACCUGAAUUGUAUAUGUAAAUACCAUAACGAAUGUUUUUGAAGACCAAAUUAGUGUGAAAUUUAUAAUACAUUGCGAAGAAGUGACUUAGAGUGCUGCAGCAGAAAUAGACCUUUCCGAAUACGAAAUAGGGGAUCAUGGUCUUAGUUGCAAUCAAACUCGUAUCGAAAGUCCGAGGAGAAAUCUCUGUUCAUCCCUGGCUUCUCUCAACAGAACUAAUUGUUUUACAUAAUUUAUAAUUGAAAGGUCAAGAAGGAGACAAUGAUGGCACUGAUGCUGAUGGAAUUCAUGCUCUUCGAUAGAGAAUCCUGGAAGUACUUCGACAGGAACCUUAUAUGGGAGAGAAGAUACCAGCUAGGUAAAGUAUGAUGUGUAAUGAUAUAAGCACAAAGAGAUGUUCAGGUCAUUUUUUUCUAACAACAGCUGUACUGAAACGUACGAGUGGCUUUCAUAGCUGGUUUCGUUACUUGUCGAGUUCGCUACGUUCAAGUUCGCUACAUGUUCGUUACUUACAUGCCGAAUUCGCUACUUACUUCAUUCUACCACAGUAAAUUAUGCUCACAUUAUGAGCAUAAUUUACCAAUUCUCACAGAUGAUUUACGGGAACUUUUGCGGCUCAUACUUGAAGAAAAUUCUUCCAAGUUCAACGAAAGAUUCUUCAUACAAACACAUGGCAUCGCCAUGGGAGCUAAGACACCAGUUGCUUUCCCUGCCAUUUUAUGGCAAACCUAGAAAAGCGACUGUUAAUGGCUAGUCCCUUUAACCUUUGGUCUGGAAGAGAUUUAUUGAUGACAUAUUUUCACUGUGGAACAUUUCUAUGCAAGACGCUUACAAUUUUGUUGACUUUGCCAAUUCGUUCCACCCUACAAUCAGGUUUACUUGUAAAACGUAACCUCGCAACAAUCCAAAAAAUCAAAGUAGCGGUUUAAAGCACACAAGAAGGCAAUUUGCAUAUGACCAGUUUAACUGACUCCUAAAAACGGCAAUCACGCAGUUGGGAGUAUAAAUUACAGAUAUUGCUUGUGGUUUAUGGUUAAAAGAGAAAUUAAAACUGUGAAUUAACAAAGGCAGCGAAUUGGGCAUGUUAGAAGCGAACAUGUAGCAAACUCGACGAGUAGGGAAACAGGCGUAAAGCGCUUUCAAGACGACGAAUUUUUCAGUGCUUAACAACAUGCUACCAUUACUUGUGGAUGUAAUAUAUCCUCAAAAGAUGCUCAACCGGCUAUUAAGCCAUAUUCUAAAGUUACAUUUAGAAAUUUCCAAACUUUGCUACAUGCAAUUUGCUAUCUGAUGUAUACCUUUCUGUAAGUUAGACUAAUUAUAAAUUUUUUAUAUUUCUAGAUGGUUUAACUUCGAAAAGGUCAUUGGAGCUUUGGUAGCUGAGAAUGUAUACCACUCAAAUACUGUCCAUCUUCAAACCUAUGCCAAGAAUGUAUGUUUUAUAGAAGACGAUGAACAGUUUCACACCAUGCUGAAUUUCUAUCACGACUUAGGUUUGAUUGUGAAACACCGCAGUACAGUCAUUCUGAAGGCACAGUGGUUGAUCAGUCUAUUCAAGAAGCUUAUAACCAUUCCAGCAUUCAAAAAAGCGGUAGGAAAAGAUAAUCUUCUAUGCGUCGAGAUGAUUACAGAUCGUAGGCAGGAUUUGUUACCUUCCCCCAACUUGCGCUUGACGAAAAAAUGUUAAUUUAAUUGACUGUUUGUUGGUUUUUUUUUUCACGUUGUUUACACCCCUUACAACAUUUUGAGUUUUCUCCAUAACUUUCAUGUGUCUCCCACUCUCCCUCAUUUCAAUAUUGACAAAAUGGUCACUAAUUUAUUACGACAUCGUUUGAGGGUGGGGAGGUAAGGGGGAAAUUCAAUAAACUAAUUAGAGAUGAAUAACAAGAUUUUUCUUAUUAUAUUGACUCAUUUCGGGAGGCUUGCCAACUACAUUUUACCACUCAUUGUACCCUUAGUAAUGAGGAACGGAGAGAUGUUUGAGGAACUUAGUAAUGAGGAACGGAGACGCUGCAAAUUAAAAGGGGCAUUUUUAAAGAAAAAUUGGUAGAUUGAACUUAUUUUAAAUAGGGAAUUUGUGGUUUCAGGAUCCUGUGCAUUCCAAGUACUGGCUGGAACUCGAGACAAGUGGUGUCCUUAAGAUGGAGCUUGUUGAUCACGUUUUUUCCCCUCUUAUUCAGCAAGGCGUUAUCAAGGAAGACAUCUUGGACAUGAUGGAGCAGUUUGGUUUGAUUGCCAAAUACUCACCAUCCCCGGCUGACGUUAAUUACUUUGUGCCAUGUCAACUGAGGUCCUCACCGGAAGAGCUUUGUAAAAUGGAGCCAUCAUCUACGGAUCCUUGUCCUUUGUAUCUUCAUUUUCAAGAAGGCUUUGUUCCGCAUGGUCUUUUUACUCGCCUUGUUUCAAAAUCGGUUGCUUGGUGUGGUACAAAUGGAUCGUCACAGCCUCCAAAACUCUACCAGAAUGGUGCAUGGUUCAUUCUUGAAGAACGCGUCAUACAUGACAUGAUCAUGAUUUGCAAAAAGAAGUUCAUAAAAAUCCUCUUGAGGCAAAGAAUUAAGAAGAACGUAGUUGCAGUUUCUAAUUCAACUUUGGUAGAAGUUGCUAGAAGUGUGCGAUUGUUUAUGGAGAGCACUUUAGAAAAGAUGUCGCAGGAGUUCCCAUACCUGAGCAGGAUGCAGCAUGAAUUUUGUGUUGAAUGCCCCUACUGUCAGCAAAGCGGUCGCAAGUGCGUAAAUCACAACCAAGUGUCCUGUGGAGAAGAAGACUGCUUACACCUGCUUGAAUUAAGGCAAGGACAGGAUUUUAUCUGUAUGGAAAACAUAUCUAAUGAAGUACUUACAGUUCCUGGACAAGAGAAAUGGUUGUUGAACCAGGUAUAAAGCAUUCUUUGUAUGUCUUCGUUCGUAAGUAGUAAGGGAAACCAAUUAAGAAGAGCUUAUGAUAGCUGCAAUGAUAUCACAUUGUGCGAUGGCAGUCGCAUGAAUCGGAAUACCCAAUUUAGAAAAUCUUGGAACAGAUUGAGAUCUAAUGGUGUCAUAGAGGGAUCUUGCUUCAUCGAGCUCCUAAAUUCAGCAAUGGAUAUACUGUGUGAGAUUGUAUGUUUUGCAAUUGUGUAAUUACCUUUUUGGUUGAUUCAAGACAUGUAUGAACGCGUUCAACCAGUUCGUUUCCUUCCGUCUGGUUUAUAAUUUCUUGAUGGGAAAAAAUAAUAUUUUUCUCUAACAGAAGUAAGUUUUUUUUUAUGAAAACUGUUUUAUAUACCUUACUUGGAAAAUGAUAUGCUUUUCCUUUAUAAAAAUGUUUUUAUGUCAUUAUCCAAAAGGGCUUGGCUCCUACAGAAAUAAGAACCUCACAAGUUGCAUCAGUGCGUGGUCACCCGGCAAAGUGCGACAAAACUUUGAAAGUUACUCUACUUGCCAAUGAGUGGAAUUCGUCAAGGGGGGGUUUGUCCACCAUCAACAGACACCUUGCCAUCCUUAUGGCCGAACGUAAUGAGGUAGAAGUCACUCUCUUGGUCCCACAAUAUGCUUGUUCUGAAGAAGAGAAGAGAAUUGCAGAAAGUCACAAGAUUGUCAUCAAAGAAGCAGAGAGACGUCCAGGCUACGAUCCUCUUGACUGGUUGAGCUUCCCUCCGAAAGAGCUGAUAAUUGACGUGGUCCUGGGUCAUGGAGCCAAGUUAGGUAAGCAAGCCCAAAUCAUUAGGGAGUCCCAUAGUUGCCAAUGGGUACAAGUAGUGCAUACUGCGCCUGAAGAGCUCGGAAUGUUCAAAAACUAUCCGAGAGCCAUUGCCAAAGGAGAAGAGAAGACUACAGCCGAAGUAGAUUUGUGUAAAUUGGCAAAUCUAGUUGUAGCAGUAGGACCCAAGUUGACGGAGGCCUACUCUGCCUAUCUUCGCUCAUGUGAGAAGCAGCAAGAUAUAAUGUCGUUCACUCCUGGCACGCUUAAGGAGUUUUCUACUCUAAAUCAUGCCUCAGUUGACUCUGCAAAGUUUAGGGUGUUGAUCUUUGGUCGUGGUGACCCUGAGGACUUCCGUCUUAAGGGGUGUGAUAUCGCUGCUAAAGCAGUAGCGGAACUGAAAGACAACUCCUACCAUUUGAUCUUUGUGGGUGCACCUAAUGGCAAACAGGAGGCAGUUGCGGACGAGUUUGUGCUGAAAGGUAUUCCUAGAAGUCAGCUGACAGUGAGAACGUUUUUGCAAAGUAAGGAGAAAUUGAAAGAUUGUUUUUGUGAAGUUGAUCUCUGUAUCAUGCCAUCCCGGACGGAAGGGUUCGGCCUAACCGCGUUGGAAGCCUUGUCAGCUGGUCUUCCCAUUCUUGUAAGUGGAAACUCGGGUUUCGGAGAUGCACUGCGCACAGUACCAUGUGGCACAUCCUUUGUGGUUGACUCUGAGGACCCCAAAGCGUGGGCUAAGGCAAUUGAUGGUGUCCGAAAGAUGAAGAGAUCACUGCGUCUUAAAGAGGUUGAACAACUCAGGACAUCAUAUGAAGAGCAGUUCAGCUGGGAGAAACAAUGUGACCUUCUCGUUGAUUUGAUGUGGAACAAAGUUCAUGGCGUAGGUAUGUUAAUAAUUUUUAUAUUUCUUUCCGUAGACUUUUCUUUCGUUGUGUUAUCCAAAUGUAUCCUGCCAUUGAUGUGAAUACAUUUUCUAUCUCGAAAUAGGUUUCUAAAACACAGCAUGAUUGAGAUCUUUAAAUGUUUGUGUAUAACGCCGAUGUUCAUCAAAAAGGAAACGAUUUGUACAAACUGAUAAGAGUGAGAAAGGAACAAGCAAGAGCAAAAGAAACGUCUAAAACCACUUUUAUCCAUCACAAGUUUAAUUAACUUUCUUGAUAUAAGUGUAUUACCAAACGUUAAUGCUUUAGCGGGACAAAUGUCAUAUUGUCUUAUAAGCUCAGGUUAAAAGUUAUCUACUCCAGUUAUUCACAAGCAAUAAUUGCUUUCGUUGCAGCAUAAUUAUUUUUUUAUGAAAAAAAAACCUAGGGAUGUAAAAUGUUAACUGGCAAGUCUAGACUAUUACCUGCGACUUCCUAUUCCAAUACUGUUUAUCGUUCUCGAAUCAGAAGACAGCGUUUGCUAAAUAAAUGAAGUUAUUGGCCUGUCUUCCGAACUCCUCGCCGUACUUUUUAAUUUAAGUCUUCCCUUGUAGCUGAAAGAGGAGCCUGGCCCUCUCAGUGAAGAUUUUGAUCAAUUUGUGUUCUCAUGAAAUUUUUUUCCAUACAUGAUCCUUCUAAUAAGGAAAGAUUUCGUUCAUUUGAGAGUAGCGCCCUCCAUGAAACGAAAUCAGAGUACCCCAUUGGAUAAGUGUCCCUCUCAGCCCUGAUUUGGGCGGAUUUGGCUCCACUUACAGGGCUGAGCCAGAUCAUACACAAGUUUCACGCAGCUUUCGGUGGUGAUACCGGAAGAGUUCCCAGUGGGUGAAAAAAUAUUCACGGUGAACUGAAAAUUCGGUCUUUAAUGUGAUGGAUUUUUUUUCUCUGUCAUAACUGAGACUUUCUCUUCCAUCUACAUUCUAUGAUUCUAGGAAAUGCGCCUAAAAUUAUUUUACUUCCAGGGGUGCUUGAGCGAACCCUCCAGAAUCUUCAGCGGAUGCAACUCUGCGCAAGCACGGUCAACGACAACACUACCUUGACAGAGAAGUUAGCGACGAUUGCAUCAGAUAAGGGCUUCAGAAUUUCUGACAAUCAAGGGUCAGGAAACUGCAUGUUCCAUGCUCUGUCAGAUCAACUAGAAACCGUCAAAAGAAUCAAAAUCCAACAUGGCCAGUUGAGACAGUCUUUAGUUCAGUACCUCAGGGAAAACCCAAAACUGGUGAGUUGCUGUAAUGCUCAGAAGUAAAUGAACUAGAAGUUCAUCAGUAGUUUAAUUACUGUGUCUAUUUUUCUCUCCGUUACAUGAAGUGCCACUCGUCCUUGCUGGGACACCAGUCACUUUCACACCAGACAUCUUCAAGUAUUUUUUCACGUUGGCCUUAAAAUUUCUUCACAAUUUUUCCACUCGUGGAGAGAGGCACUUUGACAGUAAGGUUUCUUCUCCUAGAGCUCGAUAAUACAGUCACUCUAUAUAAGAUUAUGUCGGAAGUUUGUCUUAGCUUUUGCUGUCUACCCACUGCGUUUGCUAAAAAAGUUAUCACAUACUUUUCUAUUGUAAAGAAGUUAAUUUUUGGGGAGUUUUCCUUAAAUUGUGCUCGGCCCUGUUCAAAAGCUAUUUGGAAUUCAAGUAUUAAUUGUUGUCUCUUCUUACAGCCGGAUGGAACAGAUCUCCGUCACUUUGUCCAUGAACAUGAAACAUGGGCUGAUUACCUAACAUACAUGGAACAAGAUGGCGCUUGGGGUGAUCACCUCAUUCUCUGUGCAGCAGCAAAUUGCUUUAAAACGUGCAUUCAUGUGGUCAGUAGUAUACACAAUGAUGUAGACAUCAGGCCACAUGGUGCUGUUGAAGAAAGCAAGCCUCUAGUACUGGGACAUAUUCAUGAAGUACACUAUGUCAGUCUUCAGCCCAUACAAGGUAAGAGUGGGAAAGCACAGUACACGUACUUUUCAAUUUGA